GAAUUCUGGGCUGGUGGGCUGCUUCCCGUUAGGAGGACACCCCUCCAUCCGCUUUCAGCUCAGCCCCUUUCCCAUUUAAAACACGGAUUUCAAUACAACCCUCAAUUUCUUUUCUCCAUUUUUUUUCUUUUCCUUUUUUUUUUUUAUAUAUGCAAAGCGAGGCUUAUGAAGCGCUGCCGUUGCCAGAAGGGCUCAGACCAAAUUUCCCCCCCUCUCCCCCCAAAAAAAUUCCCCGGCUCUUGGUUUUUUUGAAUACCUGCUUACAGUGGGGCACAAUGGGCAGCUCGGAGAAGAAAAAUUGAUAAUCUUCACGGAAGAGUAAUUUGAAUGAAAUUACACUUGACAGCCCGUCUCCAAGCAAACGAGGAGAGCGAAGGGAGCCUUGGCUAAGCUGGGAGGACUUGCCUAAGCCUCUGCUCUUGGAGCUUCCCAGGGAAAAAAAAAAUAAUAAUAAAGAAAGAAAAAAAAAAAUCCACACUUUUUUUUUUUUCCUACAUCUGCCUGAAGCUUUUGAUUAAUUCUCUGUAGCUGUUUCUAGUGAAGAAAGGUAGCCAUGGAAGAGAAUAUGGAAGAGGGACAAACACAGAAAGGGUGCUUUGAGUGCUGCAUCAAAUGCCUGGGGGGGAUUCCCUACGCAUCCUUGAUUGCCACCAUCCUGCUCUACGCUGGAGUCGCGCUGUUCUGCGGGUGUGGGCAUGAAGCCCUUUCAGGCACCGUCAACAUUCUGCAAACCUACUUUGAGAUGACGAGAGCUGCAGGAGACGUUAUUGAUGUCUUUACCAUGAUUGACAUCUUUAAGUAUGUGAUAUAUGGUGUAGCAGCUGCUUUCUUUGUAUAUGGCAUUUUGCUGAUGGUGGAGGGAUUCUUUACAACUGGUGCCAUCAAGGAUCUCUACGGGGAUUUCAAAAUCACCACUUGCGGCAGAUGUGUCAGUGCCUGGUUUAUUAUGCUGACAUACAUCUUUAUGUUGGCCUGGCUUGGCGUGACAGCUUUCACUUCUCUGCCCGUUUACAUGUACUUCAACCUGUGGACCAUUUGCCGAAAUGCCACCGUGGUGGACGGAGCUAAUCUCUGCUUGGAUCUUCGCCAGUAUGGUAUCGUAACUAUUGGAGAGGAAAAGAAGGUUUGCACCUCAUCAGAAAGUUUCUUCAAGAUGUGUGACUCGAAUGAGCUAAACAUGACGUUCCACUUGUUCAUCGUGGCUCUUGCUGGAGCUGGCGCAGCGGUCAUCGCCAUGGUCCAUUAUCUCAUGGUCUUGUCUGCCAACUGGGCCUACGUGAAAGACGCCUGCAGAAUGCAAAAAUACGAGGAUAUUAAAUCAAAGGAGGAGCAAGAGCUUCAUGACAUUCAUUCUACUCGCUCUAAAGAGCGGCUCAACGCUUACACAUAAGAGAAACCUUGUCUUACUUCCUAACACGUGAAUGCUUUGUUGUUUAACUAAAGGCCAUCCAACCAUCUUAAAAACAAUUGAAAGUGCUUCUCACAAAAGAUAGUUGGGGUGACUCACACAUCGCCCAUGUACAAUUCUUGGUUGUCUAGCACUUGGUUUCUUAAUUAGUUCUUACUUUGUGUAACCAUUCUCUGCCACAGAGCUCCUAAAUAGCCUUUCCUGAAUCCUUUUAAGCUAAUUAGUUCUGCUAGAUCAAGGAUACUAAACUAUUGUCAAAUACAAAUAUGUGUUUGAUUUUUUUAAUCACUUUGUAUGUGUUAUGCAUAACACCUUUUGCAUUGUUUCUUAUAUGUUUUUGAAGAAAAAAAGAAGUAGCUUUUUAUACUUUUUAGUUUUGAGUUCAAUAACUACUUUAACUACAGGUAUACUUCAAAGGGACCAUUGUACGCGACGUACAAUAUAUAAAGAAAACAUUCUGAUGACUUUCCUUUAUAUUUGGAAAACUUGCCAGAUGGACCCUGAUCAACUUGAAUGAAGGUCCUAAGAACGUUUUAAACAAUCAAAGGUGCAAUUUCUAAAUUUGUAAUAGUGGGUAAAAAAAAAAAAAAAAAAGAAAAAAAGAGAAAAAAGAAAAAAAGAAAAAAAAAAUUAAAAAGUGCUUCUUAUCUUUGUUAACAUUGUAUUAUUAUCGAUGUUUUUAAAGAAUAUUCUCUUGUUCCAAGUUCCAUGGGUGAUAAUUCCUGUUUGUAUUGUGAGCAUGCAGACCGUGGUGCUAACAAUGCAUGGCCACUUGCCUUUUGAAGGAAUUCAAUACCACGGCUACCUGUUAAAGAGUUAUGGUAUAUAGACAACUGUUAAUUAAGUGAUAUAGUUAUCCAUAGUUUUUUACAGAAUGAUCUCUCUUUAAUUCAAUGAUGGUUAUGCUAAAUUGGAGCUGUUCAUGUGACGAUGUAAGAAAUUACUGCUUAGCUACAUUUAUGAAAGUAAUAUAUCAAAAAUACAGUGACCGUAGGAGUCAGAUGUCUUUUUACCUGCUUUAAAAAUUUAAAUGGAUUGCACCUGUCUGAGCUGUAAAAGAUAUAUUAAAGGAGACUUCCAUAAAUGUUAUAGCUUGGCUUCUAGCUUUCCUACACAUAUCGGUUUACCUGUACUAUGUUAAAGUAAGGUGAAAAACACUACAGAGCUUAUUAUUUGAAAGUGUAGUAAUAUAUUUGAAACUUUAUUUUGAUAGGAAAAUGUUAUCAGAAAGAUAAAUCAUCUUAAUUUGAAAGAAUUACCUGUAUCAAAAACAAAACAAAAAACCCUAUUUAAGAAAAGUCAGUAUUAUUGGACCAAAUUUGGUAGAGUUUUUCUUUUUUUUUUUUUGCCUAUUUCUAAUGCUACAAGAAUGCUGUAAAGUGUCUUUUAAAGUGAUGUAGCCUGACAAGACAUUUUUGUCAGUGUUAAACAAAUCUUAGGUAGUUUUGUGCACUUAUUGGGCCAUUGUGAAUUCUCUCUCGGUGUAAGUGCAUUUCUAAUAAAACUUCUUGAGUAAAACUCUUCUUUGUACUAUUACUAGUCAUGCAUCAUCAGUAAUUUUUAACAAUUCUUGUAGUAAGUAGAGGGUAAUACUAUAGUUACUUGUGGCAUGAUAAUGCAUUAAGUAGUAUUAGUUGAUUGAAUUUUUCUUUUUUUUUUCUUUUUCUUUUGCUUGUUUUGGGGUUUUUUGGUUGUGUUUUUGAUUUGGGGUUUUGGGUUUUGUUUUUGGGUUUUGGUUUGGGUUUUUUUUUACACUUAGGCUGUCCUAUGGGGUCAACAGUUUUCUGAUAAUGUGCAGUACCGGUAUUACAGUUCUGCAAAAAGUAGUAGGAACCUCUUUUUGGAUUCUAUAUUGUAGUGUUUCAGUUUCGUGUCUUCAAACGUUUGUGCUGAUUUUUAAAACUAUGUCUUUUAAACUCAUGUAAUGAUGUUAAUGCUUUUGGCUCUUCUCUGGUUAUUAGAGUUUGUAUUUUCACAAAGAAUGCUUUGUAGCAGGCAUUACGAUUAAUCUGUUUUGUACAUAAAUGUGCCAACAGCUUGAUGGUGGCGUUUUUGAAAUGUAGAACAAAGUGCUUGCAAAAAUGUAAUAAACACACUUGUGUACUUUGUGUACUUAUUAA
Calidris pugnax (ruff) is the source of this 3528-nucleotide messenger RNA. It is a transcript of the gene GPM6A, whose product is annotated as glycoprotein M6A. The transcript is spliced from 7 exons. Gene Ontology annotation, cellular component: neuronal cell body; plasma membrane; axonal growth cone. NCBI's taxonomy places the organism in Eukaryota, Metazoa, Chordata, Aves, Charadriiformes, Scolopacidae. Gene Ontology annotation, biological process: neuron projection development. The record is from RefSeq and is a predicted model, not a curated record. The coding region runs from base 554 to 1390 and encodes 278 amino acids.